Messenger RNA from Lithohypha guttulata, 393 nucleotides. RefSeq lists its product as uncharacterized. NCBI's taxonomy places the organism in Eukaryota, Fungi, Ascomycota, Eurotiomycetes, Chaetothyriales, Trichomeriaceae. The transcript is spliced from 2 exons. The coding region runs from base 1 to 393 and encodes 130 amino acids. The record is from RefSeq and is a predicted model, not a curated record.
AUGGCGUCGCGGACUCACCCACCUCCUCGACGGGAGGUCAUUCACAGCCUCGACAGAAACAAGUUCCUAUUCCGCGAACCACAAAAUCUGGAUAUGAGCGACCGGAGCGUGCAAGAACCAGCCAUGCCUGUGAGCCAUGUAGAGAACGUAAGACAAAAUGUGACGGCGAACGUCCCGCCUGCCGAAGAUGUCUUCAUACUGAGUGCCAUUGAUAACGAUGGCAGAACUGUCGAAGACCUCACAGUCACGUCUCGGAGGCUCGCAAGAUACGAAGAAUUACUGGGUGAAAUUUUCACCCUUGUGUCACCAGAAGUGCGUUCUAUGAUCAACGAGGCACGACAGCAGGUUGGUGCAAAUGGCAGCUCAGCGUCUGGCCUCAAACUAAUGCUGUGA